Papaver somniferum (opium poppy) is the source of this 2436-nucleotide messenger RNA. Its product is annotated as MDIS1-interacting receptor like kinase 2-like. Gene Ontology annotation, molecular function: protein kinase activity; ATP binding; protein binding. Gene Ontology annotation, biological process: protein phosphorylation. Bases 1 to 2436 code for a protein of 811 amino acids. Lineage: Eukaryota; Viridiplantae; Streptophyta; Magnoliopsida; Ranunculales; Papaveraceae. The record is from RefSeq and is a predicted model, not a curated record. The transcript has a single exon.
AUGAGUUUUCUAAACUUCUUUGAUUUGUCCGACAAUAAUCUCAGUGGUUCACUACCCACUUCUUUAAUCAAUCUGACUAGGUUGCAAAGUCUUUCCCUUUUCCAAAAUAACCUUUCCGGCAUCAUACCUCGAGAUAUAGGAAGGCUACACUCUCUUACUAGCUUAGCUUUGCACCGAAACAGUCUUAGUGGUUCAAUACCCGCUUCUUUAACGGAUUUGACUAGCUUAAAAGAACUUUACCUUUCGGAUAACCAACUCUUCGGAAUCAUUCCUCGGGAUAUAGGAAGGCUACACUCUCUCACCAUCUUUGAUUUGGCCACAAACAAACUCAUGGGUCCAAUCCCUACUUCAAUAUGCAAUUUAACCAGCUUGACCUCUUUAUCAUUUUUCGAUAAUGACCUUUCUGGCAUCAUACCUCGAGAUAUAGGAAGGCUAGAGUCUCUUGUUAUCUUUUAUUUGUCCAAAAACAAUCUCAGUGGUUUAGUCCCUGCUUCUUUAACCAAUUUGACUAGCCUGGAGAGUGUAAUCCUUUCAGAAAACCAACUCUCUGGUUUCAUUCCUAAAGAUAUAGGAAGGCUAGUCUCUCUUACAAGCUUAUAUUUGAACAUGAAUAACCUUUCUGGUUCUAUCCCUGCUUCUGUUGGUAACUUGAAAAAGUUGAAUAUUUUAUAUCUUUUUGGAAAUCAACUAACUGGCUCAUUACCAAUAGGAUUCCAGAACCUAACACAGUUAAAAGGGUUAAGUUUGAUGAAAAACAAGUUUUCUGGUUUUUUACCCCAAAACGUUUGUCAAAGCGGAACACUAGAACAGUUUUUGGUAGGAAAAAACCAAUUCACGGGUCCUAUACCAAGAAGCCUUAGAAAUUGCACCAGCCUUAGCAUUAUCGGAGUUGAAGAUAAUGAACUGGUUGAUAAUGUAACAGAGGCAUUUCACGUAUAUCCAUAUCUGGAGAGAUUUGUUGUGAGUAAUAAUAUGUUGUAUGGAGAAAUCUCAAAAGACUGGGGGGAUUGCCAAAAUUUGACAAUGCUCUCUUUCUCUGGGAACAAAAUCACAGGUGGAAUACCAUCUGAAAUGGGCAAGUUGAAGAUUUUAGCUGAACUUUAUCUGGAUUCAAAUAAUUUGGUAGGGAAAAUUCCAAAUGAGUUGUUCAACUUGUCUUCAUUAAUCGUGUUACAUUUGAGGAAUAACCAGCUUUCUGGUAGGUUGUCUUCGCAAACCGGAAUGUUAUCCAACCUACUACAUCUCGAUCUAUCAAAAAAUAAACUCAUCGGAUCAAUACCCAAACAAUUAGGGGACUGUUCAAAGUUACUAUAUAUGAAUUUGAGCACAAACAAAUUUAAUGAUAGCAUCCCACCACAAUUCGGAAACUUGGAGUCAUUACAGAUUUUGUUAGAUCUUAGUUAUAAUGAGUUGAGUGGAGAGAUACCUUCAGCUUUCGGAAAACUAAGCAAACUGCAAACACUAAAUUUGGCCCACAACAGGCUCUCCGGAUCAAUUCCAUCUUCAUUUGAACGAAUGCUUAGCUUGACAAUCGUCAAUAUUUCGUAUAACGAAUUGAGUGGUCCUCUUCCCAACAUCAAGGCCUUUGAAGAUGCUCCUGUCGAUGCAUUGAAGAACAACAAAGGGUUAUGUGAUAAUAAUUUCCGAGGAUUAAAACCAUGUAAUUAUUCCUCGGUUGUUAUCCAAAGAAAAGAAACCAAGCAUAAUACACUUGUGCUGAUAAUCCUACUUCCUUUGUUCGGUUCGUUGUUUAUUUUAUUCAUACUCUUCGCCAUUUUAUUUCGUCUUCGAAAAAUAUCGGCAGGAAAUGUCGAUCCUGGAAAUCAACCUAGUGCUACUAAUACCAGAAGAAAUCUGUUUUCCGUUUGGAAUUACGAUGGGAAAAUAGUGUUUGAAGACAUAAUUGAUGCAACCGAGGAUUUUGAUGCUAAAUACUGCAUUGGAACGGGUGGAUAUGGGAGUGUUUAUAAAGCAGAGCUGUCAACAGGUCAAAUUGUUGCUGUGAAGAAACUUCACUCGUCAGAUGAAGAUUCUGAGAUACUUGAUCUCAAGUCAUUUGAAAGGGAAGUUCACGCACUGAAAGAAAUCCGACACCGAAACAUUGUGAAACUUUUUGGUUUCUGUUCUAAUAUAGAAAGGAGGAUCUCAUUUUUGGUUUAUGAGUUUGUGGAAAGGGGAAGUUUGAAAAAUGUUUUAUGUGAUGGGGAACGAGCAAUGGGGUUCGAUUGGAUAAAAAGGGUGAGAUUCAUCAAAGGAACAGCUACUGCACUUGCUUACAUGCACCAUGAUUGCAUUCCACCAAUAGUUCACAGGGACAUAUCUAGCAACAAUAUUUUGCUGGACUAUGAAUAUGAAGCUAGAGUUUCUGAUUUCGGUACAGCGAGGAUUUUGAAGCCAGAUUCAUCCAAUUGGACUUCACUUGCAGGAACCUAUUGA